AUGGAGCGUCCUACCACGGCAGCCUGGGGCAUACACAUCAACAAGGCCGACUUCGACAGGCUCAAGAAGGGCGUAGAGCCGAGGGACAUGGACGACAAGUGGCAGAUCUCUGCCGACAAGCCAGACGCGGCCGACAUCACCGUCGUCCACAUGCGCAGGAGCUGGACUGGCAAGGAGAUGUUCACGCUCAAGAUCAAGGGCAGCGAUGGGGGAGAUGGAGGAGGCAAGAUCCAGGAGAUCACCUGGGAAGUAGGUCCGGGAGACGACCCCAUUGAGGAUGAGGAAUGGGCCAAGGACCUGGCGACGGGCCUCUACCUGAAGUCGGCGCAUUGA
Molecule: messenger RNA, 333 nt
Organism: Anthostomella pinea
Lineage: Eukaryota; Fungi; Ascomycota; Sordariomycetes; Xylariales; Xylariaceae
Source: the annotation of a GenBank genome assembly